This is a messenger RNA of Limulus polyphemus (Atlantic horseshoe crab), 1217 nucleotides long. RefSeq names its product protein snail homolog Sna-like. Gene Ontology annotation, molecular function: RNA polymerase II cis-regulatory region sequence-specific DNA binding; DNA-binding transcription factor activity, RNA polymerase II-specific. The record is from RefSeq and is a predicted model, not a curated record. The transcript has 2 exons. Gene Ontology annotation, biological process: regulation of DNA-templated transcription. Lineage: Eukaryota; Metazoa; Arthropoda; Merostomata; Xiphosura; Limulidae. Bases 90 to 1217 code for a protein of 375 amino acids.
GCGUUCUGUGUCGUAAACUACAGUGCCGAAGCAACUCUGCGGACCUACGUGUUUGUGCCAUAGAAUACUGCGUCCAAUGCUAAACCGUCAUGCCUCGUUCAUUCUUAAUCAAGAAACGCGUAACAUUCAAAAAUAAUUCUCUAACGAAGAGAAGAUCCUGGGAAAACGGAGACAGUGAGGUCGUAAUAAAUCUGCCAUCGCUGUUAUAUCCUUAUUCAGAUAAUCCAGUUCCUUUUGACCUGACUAAGAGACCAAAACACCCCGACUUGAAAUCCGAAUGUAGGCCACAUCUGCUGAAUAUGUCCUUACAAACUGAACGAACUCCAGCCAUUUCUUCCGUAUCCUUUCCGGAAACGAUAAUCAAUCGACCAAAAGAGUCAUUUUGCUAUCGAACUGUUGGUUCCUCGUGCUUACCUUUCGGCUGCCAUGCACGUCACCCCGAUACUAACAGCUUCGAGUACAUAGAGCAGCCUCAGAUGCCGAUGUCCCCACCCCGGUCUCCACCCAUUUCCAGUGAUGACUUUGUUAGGUCAUCUGACAAGCCAAAUUCGGGUUUAACAGAUUCUGAUAGGGAACAUGUCUUCCUCUUGAAACCCUCUUCGUCAUCACAAGUCCUGGUUACUGGCAAAAAUGAAUCACCGACCGCAUGGAUUCCAUACGUUCACCAAGAAUCUCUUCUGUCAGCGCCCCCUAGUCCCGAGUCAGAGGUGGAAAGCAGCCGAGAUAGCACCACCAACAUUAUCACAACAAUAGUUAAUAAAAAUCACUUGGAGAACUCUCGAUAUCAAUGUUCAGAAUGCAACAAAAGUUAUUCCACACACAGUGGGCUCUCCAAACAUCGGCAGUUUCACUGUGAUGCUGCUGACAAGAAGUCCUUCAGUUGUAAGCAUUGUGACAAGGUGUACGUUUCUCUCGGAGCUCUCAAGAUGCACAUCAGGACUCACACCCUCCCGUGUAAGUGUACGCUAUGUGGAAAAGCAUUCUCCAGACCCUGGCUACUCCAAGGUCACAUUCGGACCCACACGGGAGAGAAGCCUUUUUCCUGUCCACAUUGUAAUCGAGCUUUUGCUGACCGUUCAAACUUGCGGGCUCACCUCCAGACACACUCGGACGUCAAGAAAUACAGGUGUAAGUCCUGUAAUAAGACCUUCUCUCGCAUGUCCUUGUUGGUGAAGCAUGAAGAAGGCGUGUGUGCUGAUGGACUCCACUAUCGGUAA